Molecule: messenger RNA, 2986 nt
Organism: Cryptomeria japonica (Japanese cedar)
Lineage: Eukaryota; Viridiplantae; Streptophyta; Pinopsida; Cupressales; Cupressaceae
Product: DEAD-box ATP-dependent RNA helicase 13
Exons: 13
Coding region: 279-2678 (799 amino acids)
Cellular component (GO): nucleolus
Molecular function (GO): ATP binding; RNA helicase activity; nucleic acid binding
Source: RefSeq, a predicted model, not a curated record
UUUCAUUACACUUGGAACCUCGUAAAGGAAGAGCGAAUUAAACCCUAAACACUCAUACUCUACUACCCAACCGCCCAACAGUGGAGAUCCACGCUGCUAGGAGUAUAAAUUUCUUAUUGUUUUUUUUAUUAUAUAUUGUACACUUCUCCAGUAGGGGUUUUCGUGGUUUAUCUACGUGAGGACAGAGAGAUUUUGCAGAGGCUGGAGUGAGAUUCAUGAUUUUUCUUUUUUUUGGUGAGAGAACAAAGAGAUAUUGCUAAAACUGAAGGAAAGACUAAAUGGGUUUUUUCAAGAAGACAAUAAAUAAGAAGAUAAAAAUGGGGAAAGAAACAAAGGAUUCAACAGACGCUCAAAUCAGAAAGAAGAAAAAUAUUAGAAAAAAACCAGAGGGUUUGAUAGGCCCCAGUUCGCUAUGGAGGUCAAGUGUAGACGAUCCUUUCAGUGUUUUACUUGGAAGUACAGAAGGAGGUUUUUUAUCCUUGGAAGAAAUAGAUGAAGAUUUAUACAAUUUGGGUCAAAAAGACACUCCUCAGCCUGAGAAAACUGGUUCUUCAUUAAAGAAGCGGAAACGUGUAACGGAAAAAGUUGACGAGAGGAGUGAGUCAUUACUCUCUCAGAAAGAUGACUCGAUGCAAGGGUUGGCAUCAAAGUCUGCAAAGAAGAAGAAGAAGAAGAAGAAGAAGAAGAAGAAGAUGAAGAAUAAGAAAAAGAAGAAAGACACAAUAGAAAGCAAAAGUGAGAAGGUACAUCUUUCAGAGGAAGACCGUGAUGUAGAUAAUGCUAAUACAGGCAUAUCAGGAGUGCCAGAUGAUAUAAAUGCAAAAGAUUGUGAAGGUGAUUUGUCAUUUGAUGUGGAGGAAUUUUCAGCAUGGAAUGAAUUGAGACUCCAUCCUUUGCUCAAAAGAGCAAUCUGGGCAUUGCAAUUCAAGGAGCCUACGCCCAUACAGAAACUUUGCAUACCAGCAGCUGCUCAUCAGGGAAAGGAUGUGAUAGGUGCAGCUGAAACCGGAUCAGGAAAAACCCUUGCCUUUGGACUGCCAAUUUUGCAGCGCCUUUUGGAAGAGCAAGAGAAAGCAGCACGCAAGGAAGGUUUUGCAAUUAAUGGACAAACAUUCACAGGAGAAGAGAGGGGAGCUCCUCUCAGAGCUCUUAUUGUGACCCCAACCAGAGAACUUGCAUUGCAGGUCUGUGAUCAUCUUAGAGCAGCUGCCAAGUUCACUAACAUAAGGGUGGUGCCUAUUGUGGGUGGAUUAGCUCCUCAAAAGCAAGAGCGUCUUUUAAAGAAAAGACCACACAUUAUUGUGGGGACUCCAGGGCGAUUAUGGGAACUUAUGGCUGGUGGGGAAAGACACCUAGUUGAGCUACAGUCUCUUUCUUUCUUUGUCCUCGAUGAGGCUGACCGGAUGAUAGAGAAAGGCCACUUUCAUGAGCUUCAAUCCAUAAUUGACAUGCUUCCACAAGUCUCAGAUCAUUCUGUAGAACCUCGGAGCUCAGACGGGGCACAACCUCUGGAAAAUGCUUCAGGAGAUGAGGUGAAACAGAGUUUCAAAAGAAAAAGAAGGCAGACAUUUGUGUUUUCAGCCACUAUAGCGCUUACUUCUGGCUUUCGAAAGAAGCUUUCAAAGGGAGGCCUGCAUAAAAUAAAGCCAGGUACUAUGGAUGAAAAUGACUCCCUUGCGGCACUUUCUGAGAGAGCAGGUGUGAGGCAAAAUGCAGCUGUUGUUGAUUUAACAUCAUCAAGCAUUAUGGCACAUAAUCUGGAAGAGUCAGUAAUAGAGUGUAGAGAAGAAGACAAAGAUGUGUAUUUGUAUUAUAUUCUGAAGGUUCAUGGGUGUGGACGUACCAUUGUCUUCUGCACUUCAAUUGCAGCAUUGCGACGUAUAUCUGCACUAUUACGAAUCCUAAAUGUUACUGCGUGGCCUCUUCAUGCACAAAUGCAGCAGAGAGCUCGUUUGAAGGCCAUGGAUCGUUUCAAGGAAAAUGAGAACUGUGUUCUUGUGGCGACUGAUGUUGCAGCAAGAGGUCUUGAUAUUCCUGGUGUUAGAACAGUCAUUCACUAUCAACUACCACAUUCUGCAGAGGUCUAUGUUCAUAGGAGUGGGAGGACAGCCAGGGCUGCUACUGAUGGAUGCAGUAUUGCACUUAUUGCUCCUAAUGAAAGAUCAAAAUAUAUUGCCCUUUGCCGUUCUUUUUCAAAGGAUGGGCUUCAAGUGUUUCCUGUAAAUAGCUUAUACAUGCCAGAAGUUGAAAAGCGCUUGUCUAUUGCUCGACAAAUAGAUCGCAUUUUGCGUAAGCAUUCUCAGAGCAAAGCACAAAACAAUUGGUAUAUCCGAAAUGCUGAAGCCUUAGAGAUAGACAUAGAGAAUAAUGAGAAAGACAAGGAGGAACCUAGAAUUUCCAAGUCUACAAAAGCCGAGUUAUUUCAAGCAAAGCAACUACAGAAGGAGUUAGAUCAACUUCUAACAUGCCCACUCCAACCAAGGUCAUUAUCCCGUCGAUUUGUCACAGGGGCUGGUAUGUCCACACUUCUUCAGCAACAGUUGCAGGAAUUGACUUCAAAUAAAGCACCUUCUAACUAUAAAAUGUCAAAUGGAAGCAAGAAGCAUAGGCUUCUUGUUAUUGGUGAGGAGGCAAUCGAACCUCUUAUGGCACUUAGAAAUUCAAAGAAUGUGAUAUGAAUCAGAAAUUUGAUUGAUUCAUUUUUAACAAAUUUUAAAAAAUAUAUAUCACUCAUAUAUAUAAGAUGCAGGGUUAUUGUAGUUUCAGCAAAAUAGCUUCAAAAUUAGCAAUGCAGAAAUUUGUUGAGCAUUGCAUUUAAUUGAUUACUUUCCAAAAGCAUAAUUUGUAUUCUCUCAGAUGUCCAGUAAAGCUUCCUAGAAGUGAUAAUUUUAUCACCUUUAUAAGAGUGGGAUGUUAUCUCAAGAAACUACAUGCUGUUUUUUCUGUAUUAUAGAUAUAAAUCAAAUUAUUGUGGCUUUUUGCUUCA